Messenger RNA from Tigriopus californicus, 2235 nucleotides. Its product is annotated as serine/threonine-protein kinase PLK1-like. Bases 372 to 2063 code for a protein of 563 amino acids. The record is from RefSeq and is a predicted model, not a curated record. Gene Ontology annotation, molecular function: ATP binding; protein kinase activity; protein binding. Gene Ontology annotation, biological process: protein phosphorylation; mitotic cell cycle; regulation of cytokinesis. Gene Ontology annotation, cellular component: centrosome; nucleus; spindle pole. Lineage: Eukaryota; Metazoa; Arthropoda; Copepoda; Harpacticoida; Harpacticidae. The transcript has a single exon.
CAAUGGAUACAGGAGAGUUGCCGGUCGACCAAGAACUACUACCCGAUAGUUUGGAGUGCUCCCUGGAUUAUUCUGUGUCGUCUCUGUCUAUGCUAUCCGUGGGUCUGAAACAGUCGAGUUCGAAGGACCGAGAGCACCAAGAACGACGAGAGGGUGUCCACGCUCAGUGUUCGCUCCUGGCUGAGAACUGAACUACCGAGAAGGCAGCGAGGAGAAGAAGGUUGAGCACACAGAGCGAGAGAUUCUCGUGCUUGCUCCAUGAGUCCGUCCAUCCAUCUAUCCAACAACAACCCAGGUAGCAAGCCAGCCAAGAUCAGAGAUGAGUUUUUCCCCAAUGUGAGAGCUUUGUUCGGUCUUGAUUCUCCAUCAAGAUGGGGGAGGAGGAGCAGGGGUUUUGUUUCCCCCAGACCAUAAAUCCAUUCAGUAGUAGUAAUAAGGAGAACAAGGCCAAGGUGAAGGCUGAGCACGAGGACCACCAUCAAGCCUGCCAAUUCAGUGUCAUCGAGGAUCCGCUCACCGGAGAGACUUAUGAGAAAGGUCGACUCCUAGGCAAAGGUGGGUUCGCUCUGGUCUACGAAGUUUUUAGUACCGGUUCCAAAAGUCAAUUCGCUGACAAAGUGAUCAAGAAAAGCGUGAUCCUCAAGAAGAAGACCACACUGGAAAAGGUCCGACGAGAGAUUGCAAUUCAUCAACAGAUGAAUCACGUUAAUGUGGUCCAGUUCCACAAGCAUUUCGAAGACCUUCAUCACAUUCACAUCGUGAUGGAAUAUUGUGCCAAGAAGUCGUUGCUCCACGUCAUGAAGUACCAGAAACGCUUCACAGAGGCUGCCACCCGCGGCUACUUGAACCAGAUCUGCUUGGGGGUGCAGUACAUUCAUUCCGUGGGCAUCCUCCAUCGAGAUCUCAAGCUCGGCAACAUGUUCCUCACCGACGACGAUAUCGUCAAGAUUGGGGAUUUCGGCCUGGCCACCCAUGUGGAUGACGUCACGUCAUCCACCCUUUGUGGAACGCCAAAUUAUAUCGCCCCGGAAGUCUUGUUAAAGAAAGACCACGGGGUGGAGGCCGAUAUUUGGGCCAUGGGCUGCAUGACUUACGCCAUGCUGGUGGGCAAGCCUCCGUUUGAGACGAGCUCCUUGGACUCGACCUACAACAAGAUCGCCACCAAUGACUUCACUCUCCCGGAAUUCAUGUCGGAUUCCGCCCGAUCUUUCAUUUGCCAGCUUUUGGACCCCGAGCCCAAACGGAGAGGCAAUCUCAAUCCCCUGCCCAAUGGCAGCAAUUUGCUCAAUCACACUUUUCUCACUACUGAUCUCAGCCGGAAACGCGAUGAACGUCGGUUGCCCUUCAAGCCCUUGGUUCAGCCUAAUGGGCGUGUCUGCAACCCAGCUCACGUGGUACAGGCCCUUAUCGGGAAGAUCUCCAAAUCUCUGCAGAGUGAUAAGUUGCAGCAGCCAUCAUCCUCCCCCAUAGACAUCCGAACCGCUCAUUUCCGGGGUCCCAUUGUGUCCAAAUGGAUCGACUACUCGAACAAAUACGGCUUCGGCUACGAGCUCUCAAAUAAGUCCAUUGGGAUCCUGUUCAAUGACGGCAACUCGGUCGUGAAGAACCCCGUGGACGAGGCCUAUCUAGUUCGGAGUAACGGCGCUAAUGACAACCAAGAAUCCCACAUGACUCAUCAAAGCAAUGGUCAUCGACCACAAAACAAAGACUUCACGGAGUACGUGAAACUCCUGCAUCACUUCUCACGUUACAUGGAGGACAAUCUAGCCGACGGGACGAAUCACGCCUCCCCCUCCCAGAGCAAAGACCACCACACCCACCUUCUCAAAUGGACCCGCUCGAAAUCAAGCGUGGUCAUGGUGCUAAGUAAUCAUGCCAUUCAAAUCAACUUCUUGACCACGCACGAGAAGAUCCAUUUCAGUCUGGGCGAAAAAGACGUGGUGGUGUCCAUCCCCAGUUUGGAGAGGGAGACAGGGAUUCCCGCCUACUACCUCAGUACUCUGCCCAAAGUGUUCAAUGACCUUCUGUUUCAAUGCCAGACUCAACUCAUGUUAUUGACCUAGGGAAGUGAUCCUGUUUUACUGUAUUAGGAAUGAUCUUAUUAGCUGGAGGAGUAAGAUUCCAGAUUCCAUCCAAGUAAGGCUGUUUUAGUGUCAUACAACAGAAUUGACUAUCAUUGAUUAACGUGAAUGCUUGUUCGAUUUGCCAAUAAGAAUAACCAUUAGAACUUUCUAA